Molecule: messenger RNA, 414 nt
Organism: Cercopithifilaria johnstoni
Lineage: Eukaryota; Metazoa; Nematoda; Chromadorea; Rhabditida; Onchocercidae
Source: the annotation of a GenBank genome assembly
AUGUUGUAUGCCAUGCUUUUCCUGUUGUUACUUGCCGGAUGUCCAUCAAUCCUUAUGGCCAUCUGUACUGUAAAUCAUGUUACGGUAACUGGACAAUUGGGUUGUGGCGAUCGAGCAUUAAAGAAUGUGUUGGUUGAAUUACGUGAACAUGAUCGUUUUGAUCCGGAUGAUUCACUAAAUAAAACUGCAAGUAACAGCAAAGGUUACUUUUCAAUCUACGGUGAGGAAUGUGAAAUUGGUAGUAUCGAACCGUACCUAAGGAUUACUCAUAAUUGCGAGGAUGGUGUACUUUCUGAGAAUUGCGUUAUAACGGACGAUUUUCCAAUUGCAAGUAAUCACAUUGGUAAAACUUAUGAAAUGGGAAUUGUUAGUUUAAAUAUUGCUCGAAUGAAUCAUAAGAGAAAUUGUCAUUAG